CAAAUGACCUUGCCAGUUUGUAAACAAUACACUUGCUUGAAGUUAAUAUUUUGAUAGUUUUAUUUAGUUUUCUUGUUGAUUCUUUUAUUAUUUAGUGUUUUUUUGUUUGAUAUAAACGGUGCAACGGUUUGUGCAAAAUGAAUAUGGAUUUCGAAGCUAUGUCUGUGCUGGAGGAGGAAUCGCAGAAUGAGUCCCUGGGCGGGGUGUUCGGUACGGGUGCGGCAGGGCCGGAGGGCGCGGAGAGGAGGGAAGGGGGCAAGCGCGGCCGAAGACCUGGCAGGAAGGCACUACUCGACAAACAGGACAUGAAGGCCAAACUGGAACGCAGCAGACAGUCUGCUCGCGAGUGCCGGGCCCGCAAGAAGCUGCGCUAUCAAUAUCUGGAGGAGUUGGUCGCCGAUCGUGAACGCUCCGUGCUGUCGCUGAGGAAAGAGCUGGAUAAGUACUACAAAUGGAAUCUGGAGCUCGACCAGGGGCGGAUGCCGGAGGGCAUCGAGUCCCUUCUUCAAGAACUCGGUGUUAAGGAGGAGGAGAAACCUUUCUAAGCUGUCUGCUCUAUGGAGGUAACUUACAAUUUAUGUAAUUGCAGCCUUAUCACAACCGCCUACAGUUGAAAUUCCACCAACAUCGAACCUUUUACGAAGUUUUCAAGAAUUUUGGCGCAUCCCGUACAAGUGAUUUGAAAUAUUCUUUUUUUUAUUGUAACCAACAAAUUUAUGUUACCUGCAUAGUGUCUAUUCAAAAAAUCUGUUAAAAAAAUUCAUUAUUUGUAAUUUGAUUUUUCAGUAUUAUCAAAGAAAGCAGGGUAAAUGCAUGACAAUAAUGGACGAUUCUGAUUUUUGAUUUAGUGAAAAAAAAAAUACAAAAAAUAUACAUAUAAUAUUGCUCAAAAAUACUUUUGUCAAUUAAAAUAUAUAGCGUUUCUGUUUAUUUAUUAUUUGGACGUAGAAAUAUUUAAAAGAACUUUAUUCAAAAUUGAGAUAGAUAUAAAACGUUGUUAUUUUCAAAAUUGUUAUCUAUUUUGGCCUAAAAAGCACGAAAAGUUACAGUUAUUAAUAGAAAAUUAAAAUGACACUAUGCAGGUAAUAAAGUAUUUAUAUGGAAUGCUGUUAUAAAGAUUUACAAAAAUAUUUUUAAUUAAACUGUUUAAAACAAUGAUAUCGUUCUCGAAUCUUUAUCGUUAAAACAAUAAAAAACAUAUAAACAUAUGUUUAUUUUAGUUAGUCGCAUAUAAAAAAAAUGUACAGCAAAGAUAGACCAAGGUUUGAAUAAAGGCUCGCAUCAACGGUCAAUUGAUUUUCGACAAACCAAACAGCAGUUUAACAUUUUGGCAUUACAAUUAUUGUAAGUCUACAGGUUUGAGUUAUUUUCUUGCUCAAUGCUAAAAAAAACACUGAUAUUGAGCCUUGAAGACUUUGGGCUAUUUUUGCUAAUUUUACGGAAACCAAAUUAAAUUUGGUGUAAAAAAAGGUAAUUAUUAAUUAAUGGUCUCGACAAAAUGCUCAAUUGCUUACAUCGUCAUAUUACAGUCAUUGCAAAUUAAAACGAAACAAAUGCUUGCUGAACAGAAAACUUCUUUUUUAUUUAUUUUUGAAAGUCUGUUUUUUAAAAAAAUGUUUAAUAUUAUUUAUACUAAAAAGAGUGGACUUUGUUAUAAUACAAUAUAAUAUGAUUACAUAUUUCAUUAAAAAACUGUAUAUUUGAAUUUUGUGUUUUAAAAUUAUUGUUACUUUAUUUACAAAGACUUCGUUUUUGUUUUUAAAUAAUAUUAUUAGUUAAUAUUUUAUUUGAAAUAUCAAACUAGAAAAUCGUGGCGAUAAUUGUGGCGCAACAUCUCAGGCGAGUAAAAUAACAAGUUGCGCUUUGAAAGUUGCCAUGUGAAAGCGUCGAGUAUCUAUCGGAAUAAUCUAUCUCUCGUACAAAUUUUAUCUGAAUUUGUUCAGCCGUUUUGAUCGUGAGAAACCCGCUUUUUUAUAUAAAUUCUUAAAACGAAUAUUUUCAUAUGUUUGUUUGGAAAAGCUUUAUAUAGUUGUGAGCAUUUUGUCAAGCCCUUACUUCGUUAAUUAAAAUAGAAUUGUAAGCUACCUUCUACAUUCAUAUAAAACUAUUUUCCGCACUAUAUAAAUGUGUGAAUGAGAGUGAAUAUAGUCAUGAGUGAAUCGAAUUCAAAAUUUAAUUAUUUUUUGAUACAUAUAAAUUAUAAUAUAUACAAUAUUUACCGUUUUAUCAUAGAUUUGCAUUUGUUACUUAGCGAAACGAUCAAAAUUUUUCAUAAAUAACCCAGGUUUUUAAAGGAUGGUGUUUUUGAGGUGAGCCAUCAAUUUGUAUUUCAAAUUACUCAAAAGUUUAAAAUAAUUGUGAUAUCAACAUAAUUUUAUUGUACAGAAACUAGUGUUUGGAUAGCGGUUGAGUAAAAAAAACACAUAUAAACUAAAAUCGAUUUUUUAUGGAUAUUUUAGAAUUUAAAGAAUAAAAAGUCUUGAGAAAAAACAAAUAGCAAAAUCACACUUCACCUAAUACAAAAUUUUCAAAAGUCGUUUAAAAAUAUUGUAAAAUUACACUUCCAACAAAUGAAUUCUAAUGUAAUAAAAACACUGAAGGGCGCUAUAACAAUGAACUGAAACCGAUUAUCAUAACAUGUAACAAUAUUCUAGCACCCGAGUUAAAAUUUACAUUUCAACAGUUUCCAAGUAACUGAUUUAAAUUUCCGGAUAAAAAACAUUUUUGGAUUAAAAAAGUAACUAAUUAUAAAGAUUUUUUUUGAUAAAAAAAUAUUUAGAAAGAGUAAGUUAUGCUGUCAGUCCCUGUCUUUAUCACUACUUCUAAAUACAGAUGUCUCGGACCAAAUUACCUUUAUUCCAAAAGGUUCUAUAUUGUCCAUGUCAAAACAAUCAAAACAAUGCUUCACGUUUCCCCUCCCAUUCUCCAGUCUAAAAUAUACCUUAUAGAAUACAAAAUAGAGCACUAUUUCGUUUGAUCCCCAGCCGGGAUGACGUCAUUCUGGUGCACCAACCAACCAAAUUUACCAACAAACAUGUCUGUCGUUUUAUGAAUGGGACGAGGUAAACUCACACAUCGAAAAUAUUGAACACCAAUAAAUAUAUAUUCUGUCCUUACAGUACACACACAACCAUAAAUUUAAAUCGUAAUACACACACGGGUAAUUUUAACACAAUGAAACAUCGAUUCCAUAGACGCAGUUUGUAUAAACACAUUAGAUCGUGAUCAUAUACUUUAGACAGAGGGGUAACGACUAGCGAGGCAGGUCCUAUGGUAUUUGGUCCUUAUGUAAUACCAGUAAGUAGUAGUAGAGCUCUUGGUGAAAGCUCGCCCGGGGAAGUACUACCGCCAUGCCUAUUUCCACCGGUAUCCAGCAUUGGUGUACAUCGGUGUGUAAGGUAUGGUAGCCGGCAUGACUACUGGCACAUGAGGCUCAACAACUAUGUCUCAGGAUGACGGGUGUGGGGGUAUCAAAGGGCAUAUUCAAGCCACGCUAGGACGUGCCCUUUGAUACCUAUGCUAAAGCCAUGCUCGAUGUGCACUGUUUACUAACACACUAAUUAAAAAUACAUUUCACAAAUUGUUUUUAAAUUAAUGAAAAUAAAUUUGAUUAAUAACACUACAAGAUAGAUAUAGUUAAUAUAUUUUGAGUAACAUUUAAUGAAAUAACAAUACAUAAUUAAAAAUAAGUAACUUAUGAAAUGACAUGCCUUUUCUCUACCUUCAUUUUUAAUUUAUUGGUAAACAGUGCAUAUCGAGUAUGGUAUACUUUACUAUAGUCUAUACCUUAGUCUAUAGUCUAGUACAGACUAGAUGCCCGUGAUGUGUUGGUCUAUUAUUGGCAAUGGUUUCCUACUUGACAUCAUUAGGUCUAACAUGCGCAUCACGACAUAUCGAGACGAUAGAAAGACAAUCGACAAUCGAGAUGAAGACAGCGAUAUUUCAACAUUUGUCUAUUUAUCUUCCUGAGAUAUAUCGUUGACGCGCAUGCUAGGCCAUCGGUUCGAUUUUCGAAAAACAGUUGACAGUUUUUUUUUAUUAAAAAAUCUCAUAUUUUUUUAAAUUACAAUUUUUUUAUUGGUAAGAUUUAAAAGUUUAGAAUAAAUAAAAUUUUAAAUAUAUAACAUUAUACUAUCAUGAUUUUUUAUAAGCAAAAUAAAUUCAUACAGUAUACAAAAAAAAUUAUACGUGUUUUGAUGGCUUACCUCAAAAUCGUGUAGGUUAGGUUUUUUUAAAGUUUUUAUAUUGCCAUACGAUUUUAUACUAUUUCCUACACUUACAUAAAAUGGAUUUGUUAGGAGGCGUCUGUUAAUAAAUGCGUUAUUUUGAAAACUACAUAUCAAAAGAUAAUAACCAUUGAAAAAAAAAUUCAAAUUUUAUUUCUCGUUUACACAUUAAUAGUUAUUUAAUUACAUAUUUAUGUUUGUUUCUUUCGCAUGCGCAAUUAUGCCUUUCAAAAAUAACAAAGAAUGAGAUAGGAAUAGCCAUGUCAAACGUGCGACAGAGAUAAACAUAUAAUGACAUUUAUUUAUUCGGUCCGGCAAAUUAUAUAAAUGUUUAUCUUUAAUUAGUUCUAAAUUCAACAUAGAUAUUUUUCGAUACAUUUAGUUAUAAUUUUGCAUUAAAAAUAACAAUUCAUAUAUGAGUUGCGGAUACCAAUUUUUAUUUUUAAGAAAAAAAAAACGUAUAAUAUUUGCUACUUACUACAAACAACGCUACAAAGAAGAAACUAAUAAAGUAUGAAACAUUUAAUUUUUGAAAGGUAAGUACAAAGUUCUAAUAUUCUAACUAAUAACAUAGAUUGUCGAUUUCGUUUGUAUGUAACUAGCGGAUGCCUCUUGCUUUGUCUGCGUAAUCGGUACUAAAUGAAACAACGUUGAAAAUAUUCUUUAACUUUAUUUAUCUCUAAAAUUAGGGACUUACGUGUGAUUACAUGUAAGUCCCCAGUUUUUGAGUUUACCAUUAACAGACGAACAUACACAAAAAAUUAUAUGCAUUUCCAGGUUAAUCCAGAUUAUAAAUUAUACGUGUGUCAAUUUUCUUCCAAUUCCGUUCAAUAAAAUCAAAGUUUUCGCUCGAUAUAAUUACAAACACCUAUUUAUAUUAGUAGGUUGUUAAAUAUUACGAUGAAAAAUAUUACAUGAAAUAUAUUUAUUUUUACAUUAUAAGCAUUAAAAACAGGCACUUCGAUACGUUGUUUUAAAUCUUCAAUACAUUAUUAAAAUAAUUAAAUUUGAAACUUAAACUGUGAGGUUUGUAAACGCGCUUUAUUCUGAGAAAAGCUUGCAACGCACUUACUUAGGAUUUCUUUUAUUAUCACCAUCCCAUAAUGUUAUUAAAAAUUAUAACACGGCCUUGACGUUUAUUUAAAGAAUGUAAACUUGAUAAUUUUUUUUUUCCUAUUCAGACAUUGCUUCUGUAUUGUCUAUGAACCUAAUUCAAAUAAGUGAAGAAGCACUUGAAACGACAUCUUGUAUUAAUUCAUAGAUAAUACAUAAGUACAAUGCCUUGCUAUGUAAGGUAAAAAAUAUAUACAAUAUUAGAAAAAUAAAUUGAUUACCUAUUGUGUCACUACCUACUUAUCUAGUUGAUAAGAUAGUCAGUAAUUGGAAACCAAUGAAAUACCUUCAAUACAAUAAGACUCUAGAAUGUACUUAUAUGUUACUUAUAUAUGUAUUAUAAUCCUAAUAAUAGAAGGUACUGAGAUACUAAUACCAUCUAAGCAAAAACAUUCGCUUUGACAGAUCUUGGAUAGAUUGAAAUUUUAAAUAUAUUUAAAAAAAAACUUAAAAUUGAACAGAAUUUUUCGUUAAAUUAUGUAUAAAAGAACUUAAUUUCGCAACUAUAAUGACAAAUAACCUAAAAAUGUGAUUUUUUUGCUAAUUUUGACAGUUCGUAUUCACCGAGGCAUGCCUUGAAAUUGUAACCCAUCAUUGCUAUUAAAAUAUAUACCAACACAUUAAGCAGAAUGUUAUUUUAGUAUAUGGUAAAAAAUAUAAUUUUCCGGUAAACGUCACUGUAUAGACAUAGUUUGAUUCAAAAUCAAGCCUGAAUAGGUCAAUCUAAAACGUGUAAUAAAUAUUCUAAAAAAAAUUAUAUUUCUUUUAAAUGGUAAGUUAUGUUGAAUAUAAAAAUCGUCUAUUUCUAUAAGGAAUUGUGAUACGCACACAAUGUCAAAAAUAUGUUGAUAUCCAACGCACACACGUUAUAUAAACUUGUAUUAUUAAUAUCCAUAGUUUUUAAUAAUGUAAAAUGUCGAAAGAAUAACAUCAAUAGAAACACAAGAUAAUCAUUAUAUAACCGUUAUGCAACCUCUACUAGCGCUAAAAAGGCCAUAUUAGAUUUAAGUGGUACAUAUAAAUUUUUCUAAAAAAAAAAUUAAAAAAUUAAAAAUCCAAAAAAAUCAUAGAAAUUUAAGAUAGUUUAGUCAUUGACAUUAAAUAAAUAGAUAUAAUAAAAAAAAUGAAAAAUACAAAAAAAUAAUAGGUGUAAGAUAGAAUAGACAUUUAAUAAUUUUCUUUUGAUUUUUUAAGGAUAAUUUGAGAAACAUGUUUCCAUAAUCAUAAGUAUAAUUAAGUUAUCAAAUAUACUAAUAUUUAUAUAUGUUUUUUCGGUUUUUGACAUUACAUUCAACAUAUGAGAACCUCACACAAGCCUCAAGUAGGAUCAGUGCUGUGGCUUAGUGGAAGUUUGUUGGGUCAAGAGUACUUUUAAUAGCUUAUCACCGUGUUAUGGAGCGUUCUACUGUGACAGAACAAGUCAUUUAGAGUAUACGUUUAAUGAACCAUCUUAUAAUCCAACAUUUGUACUAGAGUUUGGCUAGAAGUAGAAGCUGACGUUUAAUGAACCAUCUUAUAAUCCAACAUUCGUACUAGAGUUUGGCUAGAAGUAGAAGUUGACGUUUAAUGAACCAUCUUAUAAUCCAACAUUUGUACUAGAGUUUGGCUAGAAGUAGAAGCUGAAAUCGCCUGGCAAAUUAAAAAAAAUAUCUUUAUUAAAAAAUGUAUAUGUGUGUUUCACACAUACCGAAAGAGGUGUGGAUUUUCAUCCUUCACCUAGCAAGUUAGCCCGCUUCCAUCUUAGAUUGCAUCAUCACUUACCAUCAGGUGAGAUUCUAGUCAAGGGUUAACUUGUAAUGAAUAAAAAAAAACAAUGUUUUUAAAGCAUCAAAUCGAUUGUUUUACAGCAUGGUGAUAAGAUAAUUCGUUUUCCCAAAAUUAUUUACGAGUAAGUAAGCACGCAAUAAACGCAAUAAACUCAGUCAAGUAUUUCCCCAUUUGUUUUGAUUUUGUCCGUAUAUAAAUUCUAAGCAUAGUAUACUAGCUAAGCGUGUAUAAUAUUAAUUCAAGAGAAACCACGUACAUUGUGAAUUAGCUGCAUAGGUUAUUGAUAAUGACAAAAUAAGUUUUGUACAUAUAUAUACACGAUGAGGCGCUCCAGAUUCCAGUUAUAGUGUACAUAAUAUGUUUUAAUGACGUGUAAUUAGGUUUAGGUAAGUAAAAAUGUGUACAUAUAAACUGUCGGUUGCAAUCAUUGAAAUGCGAAAUGAUAAUGAAGUUUAUUUAUUUAGAUAAAAAGUGUACAUUUAAUGUGCAAGAUGAUAUGCGAAUUAUAUUAGGUCUAAGUAAGUAAAACUUUGUACAUACUAAUUGUAGACUGCUCUGUCAAAUAUCAUAUGAUUAGUGAUUACUUGCAAUCUUAUUAAUACGUAGUAUUUUUAGAGUAAUCAAUAAUAAUUAGUAAUAUCGGGAAUACAAUCAAUUUGUCAACCAAAAAACAUGAAGAACAUAAAACAAUUCAAAUAAUAAUUAAUAAAAACAUUUUGUACUAAGUAAUCGUCGUUAUCAACCCAUAUACGGCUCACUGCUGAGCUCGAGUCUCCUCUCAGAAUGAGAGGGGUUAGGCCAAUAGUCCACCACGCUGGCCCAAUGCGGAUUGGCAGACUUCACACACGCAGAGAAUUAGGAAAUUCUCUAAUAUGCAGGUUUCCUCACGAUGUUUUCCUUCACCGAUUGAGACACGUGAUAUUUAAUUUCUUAAAAUGCACACAACUGAAAAGUUGGAGGUGCAUGCCCCAGACCGGAUUUGAACCCACACCCUCCGAAAUCGGAGGCAGAGGUCAUAUCCACUGGGCUAUCACGGCUCUAAGUACUAAGUAAUAGUCCACCUUAUCACUCACAUUAAAUUUCCUACAAAAUGGAACUUAAUAAACUUUCAAUCAAACGAUCUAAUAUAGCUAAAUUAAAUACAUUAUUUGGAGCUUCAAACCUUUAUGAGGCUGCAGUAUCUUAUUUUUUUGUCUAUCUUCCUUCUUACAUUUCCAAACUUCUAUAUUAUAUAACUUUCUUGACAUCAAAAAAGGUAAAACAGCUAGAAAAUGGGUCUAGGCAUUAUAUAUCGACUUGUGCAAUAUAAAAUUACAAACAAUACUUACUAAGAAUUUUCUAAAAUUGUUACCAGAUUUGAAAACAUACAAAAUUUCAAAGUCCUAAGGUUUGGGGAACGUUGUUCAUUUAUCUUUAUAAACAUGACUACAUGGCAUUGCAGUAGAAGACACUAAAUACUUUCCAGUCCUAGGGACUUAAAAUACAUAGAGACGAAAACCAGUUUCGUGUAUUACAGUGCAAUAGUAACUUGAGGAAAGGGCCGUGGUAGAUAAUUUAUUCCGGAAAGUCCGGCUCUGGAUGUAAGAAUUUAGGUGUGCUGGCGUCCAUCGCUAUGUCAUAGACAUCCCUAGUACUCAUACGAAGCGUUUUGCAUCGUCAUUUCUUAUACAGGGUGUGGAACUCUCUCCUGAAGUCUUUGUUCCUAAUUAUUACAAUUAGGGUUUGGCGCGUUCCACCUUAAGCCACAUCUACACUUAUUAGCUGGUUUAUUCACUAAUUUGGUCUUUGUUAACAACCUAUUAAAAUAAACAUCAAAUCAACUGAGAAAUGUCAUGUACCUACUGUAUGAUAUCCUCGAAGGGUUAUCAGUAGGUACCGGAUGACAUUUAUUACAUAGAAUCUCAAUUUCGCAUAAUAAGUCAAGCCACGUCGAAGUUAGUGAAUUAGCCUGAUGGUGAGACAGUGAUCAAGCGUGAGCCUAUUUCAUAUUUAAAAAAUCAGUUAUAGAUCUAUAGAACACCUAUAGAAGCUUCAAUAGUUGCAGUUUUCAUGUCAAAUAGAACAUCCGUAAUGUAUUUGUGUAUUCCAACCAGGGACGGACUCAUUUCACUUGGCCCACAAAUCAAGGUUCCAAAAUCUUUCGAAGUAUAGUUCCAAGUCUAACGGUAGACGGCCCUGUGGAGAAGUUUCAUCUCCCUCCUAAGAUUUUCGAUUUUUAGGACUCUGGUGUCUUUUCAAGGACAUUACAGCAACACUAUCAAAAAAAUAUGUAGACCAUGUGAUUGUUAUUUAACACAUAGAAUGUAAAAAAUGCCUCUUAAAAUACUAAAUAUUAGUAAGACCUGUACAGUAUUAUAUAUUGAUUAGAUUAUAACAUAAGGUGGGAUAAGAAAUCCAAUGUAUAAUAUACAAUAUACAAAAUAGUUCAAUUAAUACGAUUAUAACGAUGUACAUAAUAAUUGGCACAAGAGAGUGGUAUUACCAAUUUAGAUUUUUAUAUAAAAAAAAUAAAAAAAGAAUGGCAAAAAAAAUUGUAACUAUAACUGUAUAUAUAUUGAAGAUAGGUUAAGUUUGUGUUUGUUUCCAUGUACAUUGAUUUGCGUUAUGCUUCCUCGGUUCAAUUAUUAGUUUUAGUAUUAUUUUUAAAGGCGUAUAAAAAUCACUGUCAAGAAAUCAAAACUAUUGUUUUUGCGUUAUUUUAUGAAAUUACAACAUUUUAAGUACAUUUUUUAUGGAAUACAUAAUAUGAAAAUCCAAAUAAUAUAGACAGUAUCAUAUAUAGUAGUAUCCUCAAAAAUCUAAAUAGUACAUUAAAGUAAUUUCAAGUCUAAUCUUUAAGUUUAUUUACGGGAGCAAUUAUUGAUAGUAUUGUUUAACUAUAAGUAAUUACAAUUUGACAGUGAUUUUUUAUUAUAGACCGCGCUAGUUGGCCGCGCAUUGGUUGGGCACGAGCGAAUGGCGAGGACAAUUACAAGUGACAUAAGAACAAUAAAACUUACAUUUACAGCCCUGUUAAACGACAACCCUGGUUACGCUACUGCUCGCGUGCAUAUACUCGUAGUUGCGAAUUCGAGUAGACUUAGGGGUUCAGUAUCCCCUUGAUUCAAAAUCCUUGUCAGGCGAUAACCCUGGAUGUAGUCGUGAAUCCGAGUAGGUUUAGAGUUUCAGUACCUCUUGCCAGACGACAACCCUGGUGGCACUACUGCGAGCGUGUAAAGGUUAAUUCGAGUAGGCUUAGGAGUUCAGUACCCCUUGAUACAUAGCCCUUGCCAGACGACAACUCUGGUUGCACUACUGUGAGCGUGAAGUGGUUAAUUCAAGUAGGCUUAGGAGUUCAGUACCCCUUGAUACAUAACCCUUGCCAGACGACAACCCUGGUUGCACUACUGCGAGCGUGAAGUGGUUAAUUCGAGUAGGCUUAGGAGUUCAGUACCCCUUGAUACAUAGCCCUUGCCAGACGACAACCCUGGUUGCACUACUGCGAGCGUGAAGUGGUUAAUUCAAGUAGGCUUAGGAGUUCAGUACCCCUUGAUACAUAGCCCUUGUCAGACGACAACUCUGGUUGCACUACUGCGAGCAUGUAGUGAUUAAUUCAAGUAGGCUUAAGAGUUCAGUACCCCUUGAUACAUAACCCUUGCCAGACGACAACCCUGGUUGCACUACUGCGAGCGUGAAGUGGUUAAUUCGAGUAGGCUUAGGAGUUCAGUACCCCUUGAUACAUAGCCCUUGCCAGACGACAACCCUGGUUGCACUACUGCGAGCGUGUAGUGAUUAAUUCGAGUAGGCUUAGGAGUUCAGUACCCCUUGAUACAUAGCUCUUGCCAGACGACAACCCUGGUUGCACUACUGCGAGCGUGAAGUGGUUAAUUCGAGUAGGGUUAGGAGUUCAGUACCCCUUGAUACAUAGCCCUUGCCAGACGACAACCCUGGUUGCACUACUGCGUGUCUGUAGUGGUUAAUUCGAGUAGGCUUAGAAGUUCAGUACCCCUUGAUACAUAGCCCUUGCCAGACGACAACCCUGGUUGCACUACUGCGAGCGUGUAGUGGUUAAUUCGAGUAGGCUUAGGAGUUCAGUACCCCUUGAUACAUAGCCCUUGCCAGAUGACAACCCUGGUUGCACUACUGCGAGCGUGUAGUGAUUAAUUCGAGUAGGCUUAGGAGUUCAGUACCUCUUGAUACAUAGCCCUUGCCAGACGACAACCCUGGUUGCACUACUGCGAGCAUGUAGUGAUUAAUUCGAGUAGGCUUAGGAGUUCAGUACCCCUUGAUACAUAGCCCUUGCCAGACGACAACUCUGGUUGCACUACUGCGAGCAUGUAGUGAUUAAUUCAAGUAGGCUUAGGAGUUCAGUACCCCUUGAUACAUAACCCUUGCCAGACGACAACCCUGGUUGCACUACUGCGAGCGUGUAGUGGUUAAUUCGAGUAGGCUUAGGAGUUCAGUACCCAUAGUUCAGUGCCCUGUCAAUGAAUAUAGUUAUGGAUUAGCUACUGCGUGCGUGCGUAACGUGAUGAAUACGAGUAAGCUUAGGGGUUCAGUACCCCUUUGUUCAGUGCCUUCGCCAAACGACAACCUUGAAUACACGGCUGUAUGGGUGUAGUGUAGUAGUGUAGUGGUACAUCCGAGUAGGCUUAAGGGUUCAGUACCCCUUUAUUAACCCCUGCCAAAAGACAAUCCUGGAUUAGCUAAUGCGUGCGUUCAUCUAUUGUCGUAACCGAAGAAGCUUAGGGGUUCCGUACACCUUUAUUAACCUCUGCUAAAAGACAAUCCUGGAUUAUCUAAUGUGUGCGUUAAUUUAUUGUCGUAUCCGGAGAAGCUUAGGGGUUCAGUACCCCUUUUCUUAAUACAUGUAGAACAACACUCUGGGACCUCCACCACGUGCGUCAGUGCAGUGACGGACUUAAGAGGAGACCUUAGAGGUAGAAUAUUCCUUGGCUAAAAGCCCCUCAAACUACAAUCCUGGAUUCGCCCAAGCACCUUGAUUAUAUAAUAUGUGUGUAUGAACUUAAAAGUACUGACCCUCUAGAUAUUCCCGUGCAUAUGCCUAAAGCAAAGCCAAUGACUUGCGCGCGGUCUAUAAAGAUAGGCGUCCACAUAUCCGCAUCAUAGUAUCAGACGUCUCGCAAUUUGUGAGAUCCGUUCGAUGCGAAUCAUUGGACGCACUUGUAUGACUUUCUAUACAAAUAAUACAAAGAUCCGUUGGGUGCGAUGCGUCCGAUAUUUACUAUGUGGAUAUGUCGACGGCUACCAUAAGCAAGCCUUUGUUUACGCGUGAUCAAUAGUCGUGACAUUAACAUUUAGUUCCGUAUGUUUAGUUAGCUUAAGGCGAAUUGUCACAAUGAUCGACGAUAAUUUUGACAUUAGGAUAAUGAACGUAUAGGAACUAAGCGGCGAUCCUGUGACGAAUUCAUCUUAACAUUUCAUUUCAAUUAUAUUUCUGUGAUUUGUCGGCAAUCCGCCUUUAUUAGUGUCAGUUAAAGCUUCCAAUUAGUUUUUAGUUGUAUGAUAUAUCUAGGACCUCCUGACAUCUCCGUUAUAUUUUUUUAUGUUAGUUUAAGUUGUAUGUUACUUAAAGAGACCCCGAGACGCGAUUUAUUAUUUAAGUUAGUGUUAAGUUGUAUAAUACUUAUCUCAGACAUCCAUACUCGUAACAAAUUAGUUUAAUGUCAUAAAAUUAUCAAUAACAUGAUUAUUCAUUAAUAUAAUUAGAUUUACUGUAGUCUAGAUUUAAGAUAUAAGCAAGAUUGGCAUUCAAGCUAAACAAAGAUAUUUAAUCCUUAGAUACGGUUUGGUUUAUAUUGUAAAUGACAAACAAGCUUCAAUUAUAAAUCAACUUGAAAUGGCGAUCUCAAUACAAGCAACAGGCGAUCUCAGUACUAUAAAGGGAUACGCUAGCCACACACUAUCAAGGUUACCGUCAAAUUUGCAGCACGCUUAAUGAUUUCUUAAAAAUAUCCAAUUAAGCAGAUGCGAGGAAAUAGUCUUUAAGACUAUUUCCGCGUAAAGUGAAGUUUUCCAUAAAUAGUCAGAAGUAAGUAAAGUAAGUUUCCCAAACAGCCUAAUUCAACUAUACCAUCCAUAAAAAACAAUAUUAUAAUUAUGUUAUUUAUUAUGGAUUGUGUGAAUAUUUUUUUUUAUGAUUUUAUUAUAGAUUUGUGAAAAACUAUCCAUACAAAAUAUUAUUACUAUAAUUUUUUAUAAAUAGUUCUUCAGAAAUCCAACGGGAACCUUCGAUUGUCCGCGAUAAAAAGUAUUACUUUUAAACAUUGUCGUGUUUGUAAUUCGAUAUGUUUUCACUGCCUAUGCUUAAGCGCGCUGCACACUGGACUGUAGAAUUGAUCGUGUGUAGCUGGCGAUACUUGAUAUUAUGAUCUCAAUAGAAGGGAUGAUCUCACUGACGUACCUCAGUUGAGCAAGCGUUGUUUUAUAUAGGGAAUGUACAAAUUGCUUUGGUCUGAUCGUGAUUAGGUAGUAGCUGUAAAAACUAUACAAUCAUAUCUCCGUACUUGCAAUAGGCACUGAGGGGGGGUCAGGGUCAGGACUACAGGGGGGGUCAAUAGUGGGUGGAAACGGUUCGUGUAAAUAGUGCAUGGCAUGCACGCGGUCUGUUGCUGGAACUUGGCCUGGGCACUGCCGUGCGUUUGGAUAAGAUAAUAUAAUGCGCAAGUGUCUUUAAAGUAAAGCGCUACACCAUCAUAAAAUGCAUCGUGGAUUUACAAGAUGGAGGUCCUGGGUUCGAUCCCCGGCUGGGCCGAUUCAGGUUUUCUUUAUCGGUCCAGGUCUGGCUGGCGGGAGGCUUCGGCUGUGGCUGGUUACCACCGUGUCGUGUUGAAACCAAUAAGGUGUGGAUUUUCAACAUCCGCCUAACAAGUUAGCCCGCUUUCAUCUUAGAUUGCAUCAUCACUUACUAUCAGGUGAGAUUGUAGUCAAAGGGGGGCUAACUUGUAAAGAAUAAAAAUAAAUCGUCACUUAGCAUCAGAUAAUGUUGUAAUUAAAUUCUCUUAUUUUAUUUUAUUACUUGGGAAGGUUUAUUUAAUUAUUUGUACUUCUCUGUUUUCGGCAAUGCUCGGUCAUCUGAGGUCCAGGAUCUCAAAUAUAUAUCCCAAAUAGAAAUACAAAAAAAAAUUAAAAAAAAAUAUUAUUAAUUUUAUGUUUCCUGUAAUUUUUUAAAAUAAAAUUAAUUAGUGACUUACUCUAAUAAUAACAAACCGUAUCUGGCGAUUUAGAUCUUUGACUGUAAUUGAUUUUACUAACGCGUCACCAACUAGCCAACUACCUCACGUUAAUACAACCGACCAUAAAGCCUUUUUAUACAAUACGACAAAUCGAUUAGCGUAAAUAGAUUGUUGAGAGCCUUAAGUUUAAGGCGACGUUCCUGUGCCGUCUUGCGACACUUUGUGGUCAGUUUAUCAAUUGUGGGGUCAACUAACAUUGUGCAUUUUCAAUUCGGGGUCGCCAUUCCAACACCUAUGGGUCCCAACAUCUAUGGGUUCUUCGAACUAUAUCCAAACAACAUCUAUGGGUUCAUACAUCGCCCAUUAAUCGAUCAGUAGUUAUGAGAUCUGUACUCUUCGUUUGCGACUAUCUAAACUUAACGUCAAAUGGAUCUAAUCUGCCUCGUUUUAAUGUCGUUCCAUAUCACAUAUUUAAGAAAAGUUCCGCUUAACGGUGCGGAUGAAUUUCAGCUUUAAAACAAGGUAAAUUAGGUCGAUAUUUAAAAUGUGAAACAUGAGAGAUGGACAGAUCUCAUCAUCGUAAUAAAGAUCCUUAUCCCCUUUAGGAAACAGUUGUUAAGCAUAAAAUUUAGUAAUUCAAAACUAAACCAUGACCACAGCAGGGAAUUGUUGCAUGGACUCCAAGGUUUUCUUAAGAGAGAAGCUUAAGGCUCAUAUUAUAUAGACCUUAAACGCGUUAGUAUAUAUUUUAAUAAUACCUUAGAAUAUUAACAUGCAUUUUGUGCAAUGUAGUACUUUCAAAUACUACUACAACCGGCAUAAAAUCCACCUCAAAUAGAUAAUAAGUUUAGAUAGGGAACCUUCGUGAUCUGCUUAGAUAAGGGUAUAUAGACCUAAAAACGCGCCUCUACAUCAGUGAUUUACUUGCGUGAAAAUCUUCAAAACACUUUUGUUAGUUGGGUAUCAAAUUAAACUUUAAUACGCCAUUAUCUUAUACAAGCUAAACAAUACUAAAAUACGAAUAUCUAACCGUAAAAUCAAUAUAAAUACACAGAAAAAAAAUUAUGUCUGGAUCACACAAACUAGGGUUGCCAACCGUACUAUAAUAUAUAGUAUUGUACUAUUUUUCGGGUCUGCGUACUAUACUGUUGAAGAAGUAUAUAGUACGCAAAAAUAUUAUAUUUUCAACAACUUCACGAACAUAUAUUUUUUUUUAUUCUAAAAGUUUAUGAACAUUAUUAUCCAAUCCAAACUUGUCUGUCUUAUCGAAUUUUGAACUUAAAAUAAACGAUAAAAAUAAUAGCUUUUGGUUUCUGAAAUUUUUACGUGAAAAACGUGAAAAAGCAUAUAUCUCUUAUUUACUUAAAACAAAAAUUCUUGAAACUGAAAUAAGUGUAAAUAAAUAUACUUUUUUUUUAUAAAAACAAACGUGUUUAUUCGCUUCGUAAAAAUACUAUAUUUUCUUUCAUCAGUAUCUACCCAUAUUCGGGUCACUUCUGAGCUCGAGUCUACCCUCAGAAUGAGAGGGGUUAGGCCAAUAGUCCAUUUUUCUUUAAGCGUACUAUAUUUUUUAUGGCUAAAUCUGAGUAAUACUAUAUUUUUCUUAAGAAAUGUUGGCAACCCUACUACAUAACCAUACCCUAGUUAUCUGUCUUGUUCAAUACUCACCUGCCACAGAGAUAAACUUUAAAGUUUGUUUGAAGUUUUGAUACCAAGUUUACAAUUAACCUUUCUCCUAUAAGGGCCCUUGUAGUGACUGGUUAAAAUAGGCUGAUAAUGAUGGAAAAAUUACAGUUAGAGAUGGAAAAAUUUGAGUAUACAGACAUAUACAUCACGGUAAAUCAGAGACGUAACAUGGGUUUUCGCCGCCCAGGUCGACUGGAAAUUCGCCAUUAUUUUAUUCAGCCGACCUAAUUUACUUAUAAAAAAAUCAAGAAAAGCUAAUACUGCUUCAGAAGGAGCACAUACAGGUAUAUAAGAUGAAACGGUCGAAUAAUAUUGCAGGCUUUGAAGAGGCAAAUUUUUGCGCCUCAUUUUGUCCAUUGAGUUUCUUAAAUUGACAUGUAAAAUUGGAUAUGAUUAAUUUGAUUCAUGUAAAUCACUGAUUGAAAGGUGUAGGAUAAGGUUAUAGAUAUUUUUUCUCAAUACAUUUUUUUAGUUUUAUAAUGUGUCAAAUGAUGUUUUUCCCUGCCAUGGCUGAUAGUAAUUAAACAAUAAUUAGUUAGUAUAUUUUGUAUGCAGUAUAAGCGAAUGAUGAUGUGUUUAAAAAUAUUCUUAAGUUUUUCUAUAACAUAUAGUGAUAAAAACUCCCAUGAAUGUAUUUGAAUAUAGAUAUAAUUAUUUUUUAAAUUAGGCUAACGCAAACAUUUGAAAUUGUACAUUAUGGUCUAAUCUACUUAUGAAAAUCUCAUAUAUUAAAUAAGUUAACGGCAUAUUUCUUGAAUCUACCGCGAUUCGAAAUGCGAGUAAUCUUAGCGAGUGAUAUAAAAUAUGGUAUGUGUUUGCAUAUUUUUAUUAUAUCAUAUAUAGUUGACCACGUUCUGCCAUAUUCAGUGUAGGGAUAAUUUCGCGAACAAAUUAUUAGACAAACUAAAACUUACUGAAAUUAAUAUAAAAAAAAUAUAUACGACGAAAACAAUGGCAACUUGUUUCUCAUUCUCUAUAGUUAAAUAUUAAAAAGUAAAAGAAAAAACAUAGUCAAAAUAUAUAUUAUGAUGUAAGCGAUAUAUGACAGCCAACUUAUUGACUUAAUAUUAUAAUAAUUGGUGUGCAGAAGAUAGAGGCAUAAUAGCAUUACUUACUCUACAUAAAUAUUCCGAUCAUCGAGCUCCAGAACUCGCUUUUGCCAUAGCCACUGUACUCUGUCAAACCAUCUUAAGUUACACUAUCAUUAACAAUCUACAAAAACAAUUAAUUUGUAUAAUAAUUAACGUGUAAACAAGUAACCUGCAACUUAACAAUAAGAACUAAUUACAGCUUGUAUUAUUCAUUUCUAAUAUAUCUGAAAAGGUAAUCGGAGCCUACUAUGGUCAGUAACCUUAACAAUAAGAACUGUUACAGUUUGUAUUAUGCAUUUUUGAUAUAUCUGAAAAGGUAAUUGGUGCUUACUACGAUCAAUAAUUUUGUGCAGGCCAUUGUUUCCGAGAGCAAACAUGUCGAACGCACAUUCAUUGAAAAAUUCUCAAGAAAUAUUAAGAGUACAGUUAGCUUUAACUGUAGCUCAGUUUGAUUUUUUUGUUAAAUGCACAGAAAAACAACAUACAUAUGUGUUUUACUCCACUGACAAAGUUACAUUUUAACUUCAAUUCUAAGUAAUGUAACUAAAAACUAAAUUCAUUUAAAUUGAAAACAGAGAGAUGGUCAGAAUACAUGAUAUAAGAUAAAUAUGCGGACGAUAAGAUAGUGUAUAUACAUAUAUUUUUAAUAAUUUGUGUUGUACAGACAAUAUUUUGAAUAUAAAAAAUAUAAAAAUACAAAAAAAUCAAAAAAAUAUAAAAAUAAGUCUAAGUGACCUACUGAGACUGACAAAAAAAUUAAAGAAUUGUACAUAAUUGUGUAUUAUUAUUAAUAAUAAUAAUAAUUACGCACGAGAUAAAUGACACAUAAUUGACUCAGAUAUAAUGAAGUAGCCUGUACAUAUUUUUAUGAAUUAUUCGUGUUGUGUGUGUUGGGGUGAUUUUGGAAUCGUUAGCAAUUUUUUUUCUUAAAAUUUUCUUUUUAUAUGAGUUUUGCUAAUCUGUUGAAUUUUGCACCAUCAUUGGCAGUUUAUUUGUGAUUUUACUGAUUGUUUAUUUUUGCACUUGUCUGCACAAAAUAUCUGAAAAAAUCAAGUAAUAUAUAUUUUUUUUUAUCAUAAACUGAAUUAGAUCAAAUAAAACAAACAUAAAAUAAUAAAAUAAGAGUUUUAGCGAAAGUUUAUGACUAGCUGAAAGGUUGUUCGAACUUCAUAACAUUUAGAACAAACGCGUUUAUAUAUUCAAAGUAUUUUUUUUUUAUUUUGCAAGCCAUGUUGUAUGUUUUAAAGAUACCAUUUUUAUAUUUUCACUAUCAAAAUUUUUGAUUUUAACCAAUUUUGAAAAAAAAGGCAGAAUUGCUAGUGCUUUCAAUUUCACCCUUAGAUGUUUAGUUAAUAAGCAUUUGAAUAAAAUAAUUCUGGAUCCUGUAACAAACGUGUAUAAAAUAAAGUAGUUUAUAUAUAAUUGUGUAAUACUAGAAGUAUUAUAUUUUAUUUAUAUAUAUAUAUAUUUUAUUGUUUUGUUAAUUUUGUUUUCAACAUUCAUGUUAUUUAUAUCUACUACUUUAUUGAACAGGUAAAUAUAGAAAAAGAGUUCAGGUAAUGGUUCGUAAUGUUUUAGGCUAGGGAUCAAUUCCCAAUUCUGGUCAAUAUACAAUCAGGUACAAAUAUACAAAACAAAAUUAUAAAAACCCCAAAAAAUUAAAAAAAAAACAUCAAAAAGGCUUAUUUUACUAAUUGUAAAUACUCUACUACCGGUUCGGAAGGCAUCUAUAGGCAUACAACACCCCUCUUUACUACGGUGGGUGUUAAAAAGAACAUAAAAACUCAUUCUUCAUAUAUACCUGUUUAAUAAUUUUGAAUAAUAAAUAUGUUAAGUGUGCCCAGUGUACAUAUAGAAAAAAAAACCAAUUAGAUGGCAAUAAACAUUAUUAGCAUGUAAAUUAUUUCUUACUCGGAUGUUAUCUUAUAUUGCUUUGACAUUAAUUAAUUUCAAAUUUAUAAAAAAAGCUAAAUACACGUUAUAACCUAGAUAAUUGCAUAAAAUUGUAUUUAAUGUAGGAUGAUGCGUAACAGAUGCCAAAUUGAUGUAGCUAGAGAUUAAGAAAGCUCUUGAUAAAGCGAUUAGUAUAUACCGAUUAAAUUUUCUAAGGCAUAGUAUUAAGUAUCGAAUAAAAUCGAAAUAAAAGUUACUAAUAUAAUACAAAAAUAAAUUUAUUAGGUUUGUUGAAAGUUCUUUUGUGACAAUACGAGGGAAGGGGUAAGUUUACUAAUAUAUGGCAAAAAACUAUCGAAUAUUAGGGUUCUGUUGAAUGUAUAUAAUAUAUAAUAAAAGACGU
Molecule: messenger RNA, 19354 nt
Organism: Bicyclus anynana (squinting bush brown)
Lineage: Eukaryota; Metazoa; Arthropoda; Insecta; Lepidoptera; Nymphalidae
Gene: REPTOR-BP
Product: REPTOR-binding partner
Exons: 4
Coding region: 138-545 (135 amino acids)
Biological process (GO): regulation of DNA-templated transcription
Cellular component (GO): nucleus
Molecular function (GO): DNA-binding transcription factor activity
Source: RefSeq, a predicted model, not a curated record